CGUCUCGUCUCAAGUCCGUUGAUCCUAACUCCUAAUUCGUAAAUGGCCGAAUUAUUGUUGAGCGAGGCCGAGCGGACUUACAUUGUUCAUGGAAUUCAACAAAAUGUGCGCCAGGAUGGCAGGAGCAGAGAAGAUUACAGAUACAUUGAACUUGAGACAGAUUUUGUUCCUCAUUUGUGUGGUUCGGCUAGAGUAAGAUUGUCCAACACGGACAUUCUUGCAGGUGUAAAAGCUGAAAUAGGAGAACCAUCAGAAGGCUCCCCUAAGGAAGGAUACCUGAAAUUCUUCAUUGAUUGUUCAGCAAAUGCCACUCCUGAUUUUGAGGGCAGAGGCGGUGAGGCAUUAGCAGAAGGCAUCAGUUCCAUGCUCGAAAACAUUUAUUUACACAAAUCAACGCUCGACUAUGAAAAGUUAGGCAUCAUUCCUGGAAAAAAGUGCUGGGUCCUUUACGUCGACGUCUUGAUCCUUGAAGUAGGUGGCAACUUGAUUGAUGCCAUAUCUCUAGCUGUCAAAGCUGCUCUGUUCAAUUCCAAGAUUCCCAAUUUGACGGUUGUGACAAGUGAAUUGAAUGAAGCUGAAAUAGAAUUGUCCGAUGACCCGUAUGAUUGCUUCAGACUCGAUGUGUCUCGAGCGCCUUGCAUUGUUACUUUAAAUAAGGUUUUGGAUAAAUAUAUUGUAGACGCUUCCCUUGAAGAAGAAACAUGCAUUUCAUCAAGAAUUAUAUUAGGGGUACAACCGGAUGGCACUGUGACCGGCCUCAAGAAGGAUGGCCAAUCAGGUAUCAAUCCAACACAUCUCAUCGAAGUCACAAAGAUGGGGGUGUCCAUAGGGUUGGAGUUGAACAAAAAGUUAACGAAGGCCCUUCUUGAAGAGGAAUCCAUGGCCAUCAAUCCAAACGUCAAACUGAACACUAACUGCGGAUUUUUAAGAUGAUUUUUGUUUUUUUUUAGACAUGCCUCAAAUAUUCAAUCAAUUAUUAUAGAACAGUUGCUUGAAUUAAUUAUUUUAUGUAAAGCUUUGUUUGGUAUUUGUUAUUAAGUUAUAUUGCUCCAUGUAACUUAAAUAUAAAUAAUUUAUUUUAAAACUGUAUAAUGCUUCCAAGUCUAAAUUGUGGCAUCUUAGAACCGACCGCUGAAAUUUGUAUACAUAGCCAUGGUGAUGUUGACUUGAAACGU
Helobdella robusta is the source of this 1175-nucleotide messenger RNA. RefSeq lists its product as hypothetical. Bases 43 to 933 code for a protein of 296 amino acids. The transcript is spliced from 9 exons. NCBI's taxonomy places the organism in Eukaryota, Metazoa, Annelida, Clitellata, Rhynchobdellida, Glossiphoniidae. Gene Ontology annotation, cellular component: nuclear exosome (RNase complex); cytoplasmic exosome (RNase complex). The record is from RefSeq and is a predicted model, not a curated record. Gene Ontology annotation, biological process: nuclear mRNA surveillance; nuclear polyadenylation-dependent rRNA catabolic process; U5 snRNA 3'-end processing.